GCGGGACUACCAGCAGGAGGUUAUGCAGCAGACAGACAGAAAAGGUUUGGCGGCCUUGGCAGGGGGACUCAGAGCUCAGCUAGCGGCUCGGCUAGCGGAUGAGACCUGUCAGAGAGAUCAGGUGAAAUCCGUGCAGGAGGCGGUGCUGCCGAAGCACGGCCUGGCAGCAGAGGACUACGAGUGGAGAACCAUUCAGUGGAAGCUUUGGUUCUACGGUCUCUUGGACGACAGCAACGUCAGGUUGGCCAACGAGGUGAUGCUGGCAUCGCAAGUCAGGAGCGCAAUUCUGUUCUGCCCCGCCCAGGAUAUGCGGCCUGCUGCCAUGGAAGAAGGCGGGCUCAGAGGGACAGGAGUCCUGCUGUGUGAGCAGUGCUACAGCAUUUUUACCCGUUGGGCGGAUAUCGCACAAGCCCGGAUAGCCCGGCUCAAUUCUUCCUUUCCCGGGGCCUGCAUCCAAACGUCGUGGCCAAGCAUGGCUUUCAGGAGCCUGUGCUGCAGCCUGCUGCUCUCUGUCAUGUUGAGAUCGGCCUCUUCCGCCAAGUGCCUCUAUCCAGGGGGCGAGUGCUACGAGCUGAUGAUGCAGAAGUGUGAGGGCUCGGCGAAUUGGACCAUUCAUGGAUUGUGGGCCGAGUGGGACAACGAAUGUCCGGGAUCGGCGUUCAACAUCAGUGCCUUAUCGCCGCUCCGAAGUGAGCUUGAUGCGAAGUGGUCCUCUUGUCCUGAGUUCUCCAUGAAGAACGAAGAUUUCUGGAAGCACGAGUGGGAGAAGCAUGGGACGUGCUCGCAGAUGGACGAGGUCAGCUUCUUCAACAAGACCCUGCAGCUUUAUGCCAAGUACAAAAAGAAGUGCAGCAAGAAGACCGGCAAAGACUGCACCGUCUGCUUCAACAGGAACCUUACCGCACUGGAGACCUGCCCUGGCCCUUCCCAGGAUCGCUUCGUGGUCUGA
Molecule: messenger RNA, 949 nt
Organism: Symbiodinium necroappetens
Lineage: Eukaryota; Dinophyceae; Suessiales; Symbiodiniaceae
Source: the annotation of a GenBank genome assembly